CCGGGGUGCGGGGAGGGCGAGGCGAGCGCUGUCAGCGCGAUUAUAAGGGAGUGAAAAGUUGCCGGCAGACAGCCCGGCGCACGCUCGUACGGCGGCCGCAGCGGCAGGGCGGGGCCGCGGAGCAGCGGGUGGUGGCGGAGGAGGUCUUUGAACGCGGCCUCGCUCCUCAAGAGGUCUCGUUCGGCGAGGUCCCGGCUUCGCGAGGACUUUUGCACGCAGCCAUGGGCGGCGUCGGGGAGCCCGGAGGGGGACCUGCGCAGCUGGGGGCGACGCUGCCCACCUUCCGCUGGGAGCAGAUCCGCCCGCACAACCUGCCAGGCGACAAGUGGCUGGUCAUCGAGCGUCGCGUCUACGACAUCAGCCGCUGGGCACAGCGGCACCCGGGGGGCAGCCGCCUCAUCGGCCACCACGGCGCCGAGGACGCCACGGAUGCCUUCCACGCCUUCCACCAGGACCUCAAUUUUGUGCGCAAGUUCCUGCAGCCCCUGCUGAUUGGAGAGCUGGCCCCGGAGGAGCCCAGCCAGGAUGGACCCCAGAAUGCCCAGCUGAUCGAGGAUUUCCGAGCCCUGCGCCAGGCGGUCGAGGACAUGAAGCUGUUUGAGGCCAAGCCCACGUUCUUCGCUUUCCUGCUGGGCCACAUCCUGGCCAUGGAGAUGCUCGCCUGGCUCGUCAUCUACCUCCUUGGCCCCGGCUGGGUGCCCAGCACCCUGGCCGCCCUCAUCCUGGCCGUCUCCCAGGCCCAGAGCUGGUGUCUGCAGCACGAUCUGGGCCACACCUCCAUCUUCAGGAAGUCCCGGUGGAACCACGUGGCCCAGCAGUUUGUGAUGGGGCAGCUGAAGGGCUUCUCUGCCCACUGGUGGAACUUCCGCCACUUCCAGCACCACGCCAAGCCCAACAUCUUCCACAAGGACCCGGAUGUGACCGUGGCGCCCGUCUUCCUUCUGGGGGAGUCGUCUGUCGAGUACGGCAAGAAGAAGCGCAGAUACUUACCCUACAACCACCAGCACCUGUACUUCUUCCUGAUCGGCCCGCCGCUGCUCACCCUGGUGAACUUCGAGGUGGAAAACCUGGCGUACAUGCUGGUGUGCAUGCAGUGGAUGGACUUGCUCUGGGCCGCCAGCUUCUACGCCCGCUUCCUCUUUUCCUACAUUCCCUUCUACGGUGUUCCUGGGGCGCUGUUCCUCUUUGUGGCUGUCAGGGUCCUGGAGAGCCACUGGUUCGUGUGGAUCACCCAGAUGAACCAUAUCCCCAAGGAGAUCGGCCACGAGAAGCACCGGGACUGGGCCAGCUCUCAGCUGGCGGCCACCUGCAACGUGGAGCCCUCUGUCUUCCUUGACUGGUUCAGCGGACACCUCAACUUCCAGAUUGAGCACCACCUCUUCCCCACGAUGCCGAGGCACAACUACCGCAGGGUGGCCCCGCUGGUCAAGGCCCUGUGCGCCAAGCAUGGCCUCAGCUACGAGGUGAAGCCCUUCCUCACCGCCCUGGUGGACAUCAUCGGGUCCCUGAAGAAGUCUGGCAACAUGUGGCUGGAAGCCUACCUCCACCAGUGAAGGCAGCGGCACCCAGGGCCCCAGCGCCACCCAGCCACCCAGCCGGGCUCCCCCACCUGCCCCCACCUUGCCCUGCCUCAGCCUGAGGACCCUGCCCGCCGUCCUGGGCCCCCUCCCCGCCUGCUCCACGCCCCUCAGGCCAUGGCUCUAGACCCCACGGGACCAGGGCUGGGGGCACGGUAUAUAAAACCACACGGUGAGCAUGGCAUGUUUUCCUAGCGCAAAAAUUUAGGGAAAAAGGUUAUUUUUAUAUAAAAACAAACCCAGAUAUAUUACGGAGUAGAGUAUUG
Globicephala melas (long-finned pilot whale) is the source of this 1843-nucleotide messenger RNA. RefSeq names its product fatty acid desaturase 3 (gene FADS3). Gene Ontology annotation, molecular function: oxidoreductase activity, acting on paired donors, with oxidation of a pair of donors resulting in the reduction of molecular oxygen to two molecules of water. Gene Ontology annotation, biological process: lipid metabolic process. The record is from RefSeq and is a predicted model, not a curated record. Lineage: Eukaryota; Metazoa; Chordata; Mammalia; Artiodactyla; Delphinidae. Gene Ontology annotation, cellular component: membrane.